GCAACGACCCGGAGCUCGACCCCAACAGAGAGCCUGAACCUCCUACCAAGAUCAUGGACAAGCCCGUCCAGCGCGCCGGCAAGCGCAACGCUGGUGCCGAGGGUCCCUCCAACGACACUCCCAGACCCGCUGCCGGUGGCCGCGGUGGACGUCACGCUGUCUUCACUGGCUCUGAGCAGGCUUUCCGUGAUAAGGGCGCAGGUGCUCUAAACAACAGAGCCAAGCCUACCGACGAUGGUGUCCGCCAGGACCGUCACCCCAACCGCACCAGAGAUGUCAACGAGCACCGUGACAUUGGUGGCAGAGGCCGUNNGGACCCCGUGGUGGCCGUGGUGGUGUUAGAGGCACCCGCACUGCCCGUGACGACAAGCACGACCGCACUGGCCACGCCGGACCACGCCAAGCAGGCCGGUGCUGCCUGGGGCCACGAGACUGGUGACGCCGAGCUGAACGACGAGAAGGCCGCUCUUGCCGACGCUAAGGCUGAGGAGGCCAAGGAGGGUGUCGUCACCGACGGAGCUGUCGCUGAGCCCGAGACCCCUGCCGAGGAGGACAAUGUCAAGUCCUACGAGCAGUACCUCGCCGAGCAGCAGGAGAAGAAGGCCGCUCUUGCCGGCAACUUCGAGGCCCGCAAGGCCAACGAGGGUGCCUCCAAGAAGUUCCCCGAGGGCAAGGCCUUCGAGCGUGACGCCAACGAGAACUACGUCGCCCCCUCUGCCGCCAAGGCCAAGAAGCAGAAGGAGCGCAAGGACAAGAACAUCCUCGACAUCGACCAGGCCUGGAAGGAGGAGCAGUCCCAGUCUCAGGACUCUGGAUUCCGUGGCGGCCGUGGCGGUCGUGGUGGUGACCGUCCCCGUGGUGGCCCUCGCGGCGGCCGUGGCGGUCCUCGUGGCGGUGCCCCUAGNAGGUGGUGCCCCCGUGACAGCGCUCCUCGUGCUCCCCGCGCUGCCCCCGUCAACGUCACCAGCUCUUCGGACUUCCCUAGCCUCGGUGCU
Aureobasidium musti is the source of this 995-nucleotide messenger RNA. Lineage: Eukaryota; Fungi; Ascomycota; Dothideomycetes; Dothideales; Saccotheciaceae. The record is from the annotation of a GenBank genome assembly.